This is a messenger RNA of Parnassius apollo (apollo), 378 nucleotides long. Lineage: Eukaryota; Metazoa; Arthropoda; Insecta; Lepidoptera; Papilionidae. The record is from the annotation of a GenBank genome assembly.
AUGAAAUUAAACAAUAUUUUGUACGCGAUACCAAACCCUGAAACUGAAGAGAAUAGUCCCGCAGCACCAUCUCUUGUACCGGACAGAGCAAACUCUGACAUUGGAGAGACUAAUUCUGCAGAAUCAUCUUUUGUAACGAACAGAACAAAUCUUGACACUGAAGAAAACAAUUCUGCAGCUAACAAUGAAAUACCAUCGACACAAGAAUUUGAUUUUUUAGCUUCCUUUCAAACAGACGGACCAAACCCAGACGAUGGAAACAACAAUCCUGGAUCGAUCGAUGAAAUACCGCAACAUUCCGCUUCUUUAAUGGGUGAAUCUUCAACUUCAAAUCAAAGCAACGUCAUCCUCAACCACGCCACCUGUUUUUUCGCCUGA